Molecule: messenger RNA, 3395 nt
Organism: Carassius auratus (goldfish)
Lineage: Eukaryota; Metazoa; Chordata; Actinopteri; Cypriniformes; Cyprinidae
Product: prolactin-releasing peptide receptor-like
Exons: 2
Coding region: 120-1358 (412 amino acids)
Biological process (GO): G protein-coupled receptor signaling pathway
Cellular component (GO): neuron projection; plasma membrane
Molecular function (GO): neuropeptide binding; neuropeptide Y receptor activity
Source: RefSeq, a predicted model, not a curated record
CCUCCACCACAGUCCAUUGGGUUGGUGGUCUGCACCUCACUAACUACUCUCCUCCUGUGGUAAAUGACACCAGAUACAAACCACUGCAUGGAAAACUGGGCACGGAGGAUCAUUUAUGGAUGUGGACAUUUGGAGAUGAACAAUAUCUCAACUGUGGAAGAACACUAAGGGGACAUCAAAAAUCAUACCUUGCAAUACAUCAGGCUUUUGUGCAGCAGGUUGAAAUGGAUCCUCUUCUGGAACAAGUUUUGGCGGGCUUUAACACAACCCUCGGAGCUUCAAAUCGGACAGACCUCCUGGAUAAAUUCUCAGGAACCCAGCUGCUUUUCCGCUUCAAGCCUCUGUUUAUUCCACUCUACGCCUUGGUUGUUGUUGUGGCUGGUGUUGGGAACAGUUUCCUUCUUGCCUGCAUUCUGACGGAUAAGAAGCUCCACAAUGCCACUAAUUUCUUUAUUGGCAACCUGGCAGCUGGGGACUUGCUGAUGUGUCUGAGCUGUGUGCCACUGACAGCAUCGUAUGCUUUUGAUGCACGUGGUUGGGCAUUCGGCCGUCCGAUGUGCCACCUUAUUCCACUGUUACAAGGAGCAACGGUCUUCACCUCUGUAUUAUCCCUGACCGCUAUCGCCAUGGACCGGUAUGUGGUGGUGGCGUACCCAGUACGGAGGCGUAUCUCAGUGUGGGGCUGUGGCGCAGUGGCUUUGGGCGUCUGGGCAGUUUCGUUGGCCCUCGCUGCUCCCCCUUCCCUCCACACACGCUACGUGGACCUGCGACCCAGUGGCAUGGAGCUGGUAGUAUGUGAGGAGUUCUGGCUGGGAGCUGAACGACAGCGCCUACUCUACUCCUGCUUCUUCUUGCUGGCAUCCUACAUGAUCCCCCUGCUGUCUGUAAGCAUCUCCUACUGUGCCAUCAGCGUGCACCUCCGCAAACACACGAUGCCAGGAGAGCCGUCCCAUAGCCACCAGCGAUGGAGCAAACAGCGGCGCAAGACUUUCUCUCUUCUGGUGGCCUCGGUCCUGGCCUUUGCCCUCUGUUGGCUCCCGCUGCAAGUCCUCAAUCUCCUUCUGGAUCUAGACUCGGACUUCCAGAUCCUGGACAAGCACUACGUCAACGUGCUGCAGGUCAGUUGCCACCUGAUAGCCAUGAGCUCAGCCUGCUACAACCCCUUCAUCUAUGCCUCGCUGCACAGCAAGGUCCGCAUGCACCUGCGUGGUUACCUGUGCCCUUGCCAACGUAGUAGGCAGGAGCUACUAUCUCGCUGUGCUUCCCGCAACCCUGCCACCUGCUUGACGCUCAUCUCUGAAGUAGCAGUGAAGGAGAGCCAAUCACCUGAGAGCCCCGUCCCCGACAGCUGCCUCUGAAGAUCCGUGCCACAUCAGCACAGAAUAAUCAGAAGGAGCCCUCAGACAUUACACCACUGGAGUUGUAUUCCAGCCAACAUUCAUUAUUCUUAUAUGAGAACGAAUGCUUUUUGUUUGUUGGUAGGCUUUUCUUUCAUGAGGACUAAAGAGAAUACUCAGGCUCUCCGCUCUGUUUUGAUGUUUCUGUGGACAUUAGUGAUCCAGGCUCAAUAUUCCCUCAUACAUCUCUUUGACCUUAAAUGAAAACACCUGAUACGAAACAUAAAUUUGCAGUGCAGCUUUUACGGAAGGGGUAAAUCUGUUUGGGAAUACCCUGUCCUUGAACCCACCACCGUCAAGAGGAAUAUCAGCAAACCCCAACUAGAUGUUGACAGCUCUUUUUCACACCCUACUUUCUCUUUCUCUCCACUAUUAGCAGGUAGUCAGGGAAAUAUCAGAUGUUUUGGCUGAGGUCCCUUUUUCCCCAUAACCUGUGACCCUGCUGUAUCUUCACGUACAGGAUUAGUGGUUAAUGUUGUUUCUUUAGCUGUCACCCAAACCAGAAAAACAAAAGACGCAGAACAACUUAUAAACCUUCUCAGCCUCACAAGCUUUUAAGGAUCACUGCUCAUCUGAUAUAGACCACUGCCGUAAAACCCCCCAGAACCUCUCACUGUCAGGUCCAGACACUCUCAAGAGGAAUCCAGCAAUUGGAGUUCAAUCAAAUGACAGCCUUUCGCUUCUGAUAAUGGACUUGCAUGCUCUGCUUUAAGACACAUAUGAAAUAGCUCGCACUGGAACACUCCUACAUUUCUGAAAAUAGGCAUACUCCUAUAAAAUGUUCAAGAGAUGGAGCCUGACCUUUUACAGGUGGAAAGAGCUAAAGUAAUGAUAAUUUCACAGGAGCAAGCGCCAGGUGUUUUGCUAUUAUGUGGUUUUGUCGUUUCUCUUGGAGAGCUGUGAGAAUUUAUCUCAUUUUGACAGCUCUGAGGUGUGAGAUAGACUUAAUUAGAUGAUCUACCAUGCAUUCACACUACACUACAUUACUCAUCAAGUCAACCAUUUCUCAGAUGAAUGAACAAGAGUAUUUGACCCAGAAGAUUUAUGGAAAUCAAUGGUGGAAUUUCAGCGUGAGUGUUCGUGUGACAAAGCCAUACUAAUCAUGUUAAGCUGGAUGCACAGUUUGCAAUUUUUUUGGCAUGCUUUAUCGUAGUUGCUUGUCACAUUGUACGAUGUGACCCUAGUGAGAACUUGAGGGGAAAAAACCAACGCAGACUAUGCAACAUCAAAUAUCUUCAGUCCUCAUCCUUGUCAACACCUGUAUCUUCAUUUGUAUGUGAAAUUGGAGUAAAAUUGGAGUUAAAUCUUCUUGCAGUAAUGUGGAAAUGUUUCGCUAGAAAACAAAAAAAAAAUAAAACAAAAGGAUUUUCUGUAGUAUGUCUCUAGUUGCGGCUGGACAAAGAGGUCAUGGACUGCUAAUUUUUUUUAGCGCAAAUAAGUUUUUGUAGUAUUAUCAUAUGAGAAAGUAACAUCAAAUAAGUAGUUACAUUUAUUUUGCAUAUGAUAAAGUUAAACCUUUUUCAACUGACAGAUAUUUCUCUGAAUCAUACAAAUCUGUCAUCAAUGGCUGCUCCCUAUUAGUUCUUCAUUAUUAUGACUGAUUUAUAAUCAAUUAUUUCUAACACUUUCUAAUAGAACUUCACUGGAAGCUAAGAUUCAUCUCAAAUGUUAGUAAAUUGGAACCUCAUACUAAGCCACCUGUGACCAACAAUAAAAAUAAACGGAUGACCCUGGAAAUUAAAAGAAAGAAAGAAAAGAAAUGGCAAAAUCUCACAGUGUGCACUCAGCUUUAGACAUGAAUUACGACAGCAACAAUGUCAAGAAGAAAACCAAUUAAUGCAUACAGUCCUGUAGUUUUCUGGCUGUCUCUCUGAUUCCAUGCUACAACAAUGUGGUUUUAUGGUCUGUGUGACUACAAUCACAUAAAUAGCAUCUGCAGUCAAUACGGGCGACCUUUUGCAAUUGUGUUACCUUGUAAAUGUGAGUAAAAUGCAACAC